AUUCUUCUGAAAUUCUUUCUUUGGUGAGGGUCAUCAGAAGGAAGCACAGGUAAGAAGAUUUCAUGAUCUUCAAAAUUCAGUGGCGUUAAAAUAAGAAACUGUCUUGACAAGAACUGUCACGCUAUCUGCUGGGGGUGCUUGGAACAGAGAUCUUUGCGUUACAAACAAAACAGUGCCUGCCCGGAACCCUGCCAGAGGUGAACUCAGACUAUCUGGCUUGUGCGAUUGGGGGUAGAGCUGGAAAGCUUGAGGACACAGGAUUUGUCCUCGGCGAGUGGCUCGGUGUCCCGGGAAACUGCAGGGGGACCCCGGGAGCUCUGUCCUCGCCCCUGGAGGAGGCGUGUGGAGAAGACAGUUCUGUGCAGACCCGGGCGCUCCAGCCUGGCGGUCAGGCCACCCGGCUCCUGGUUGGGGCCUUUUAACCAAAUACUUUGUGACCUCAGCAGGACCGUGGAAGACACCACAAGAGCAGAGUCACUUGAUUUAGUGCAGACAUCCUUUUGCUUGGGAGAAGGGAGUUUUGCUGUUCGGAUGCAUAGAAUGUACCCAGAAAUGCCUCCAGCAAUGGAAGAGUUAAUAGUUGAACUCCGUCUCUUUCUUGAACUCCUGGACCACGAGUACCUAACGUCAACCGUCAGGGAGAAAAAGGCGGUGAUUACCGACAUACUGCUGAGGAUACAGUCAUCCAAAGGUUUCGAAGUGAAAGACCAUGUUCAGAAGCAAGAGACCCCCAACAGCUUGCCGGCUCCUCCCCAGAUGCCUUUGCCGGAGAUCCCUCAGCCGUGGCUGCCACCCGACGGCGGGCCGCCACCGCUCCCGACGUCCUCUCUCCCGGAAGCUUAUUACGAGGAGGCCGUGCCCCUGAGCCCUGGGAAGGCUCCGGAAUACAUCACGUCGAAUUACGACUCGGACGCGAUGAGUAGCUCCUACGAGUCGUAUGACGAGGAGGAGGAGGACGGAAAGGGCAAGAAGACGCGGCACCAGUGGCCGUCCGAGGAGGCCUCCAUGGACCUGGUGAAGGACGCCAAGAUCUGCGCCUUCUUGCUGAGGAAGAAGCGCUUCGGGCAGUGGAGCAAGCUCCUCUGUGUCAUCAAGGACACCAAGCUGCUGUGCUACAAGAGUUCCAAGGACCAGCAGCCACAGAUGGAGCUGCCGCUGCAAGGCUGCAGCGUCACGUACAUCCCGAAGGACAGCAAGAAGAAGAAGCACGAGCUGAAGAUCACCCAGCAGGGCACCGACCCGCUGGUGCUCGCGGUGCAGAGCAAGGAGCAGGCCGAGCAGUGGCUGAAGGUGAUCCGAGAGGUCUACAGUGGCUGCAGCGGCCCAGCGGAUUCAGAGGGGCCUCCGCCAUCAAGCUCCCCAGUGCACAAGACGGAGCUGGAGAAGAAACUGUCUUCUGAGAGGCCGAGCUCCGACGGGGAGGGCGCUACCGAAAACGGAAUCACCGUGUGUAAUGGAAAAGAACAAGUUAAGAGGAAGAAAAGUUCCAAAUCAGAGACCAAGGGAACCGUGUCUAAAGUCACUGGGAAGAAGAUCACCAAGAUCAUCGGCUUGGGGAAGAAAAAGCCCUCGACGGAUGAGCAGACUUCGUCCGCGGAGGAGGACGUCCCCACGUGCGGCUAUCUCAACGUGCUCUCCAACAGCCGCUGGCGGGAGCGCUGGUGUCGGGUCAAGGACAACAAGCUCAUUUUCCACAAGGACAGGACCGACCUCAAGACCCACAUCGUUUCCAUCCCUCUGCGCGGCUGUGACGUGAUCCCUGGGUUGGACUCCAAACACCCCCUGACCUUCCGGCUGCUUCGCAAUGGACAGGAGGUCGCGGUGCUGGAGGCGUCCUCCUCAGAGGACAUGGGCAGAUGGAUCGGAAUUUUGCUGGCUGAGACGGGCUCCUCCACAGACCCCGGGGCCCUGCACUACGACUACAUCGACGUGGAGACGUCCGCGAACGUCAUUCAGACAGCCAAGCAAACCUUCUGCUUCAUGAACAGGCGUGGCGUCUCCACUAACCCGUACCUGGGGAGCACCUCCAACGGCUACGCCCACCCCAGCGGCACAGCGCUGCAUUACGACGACGUCCCCUGCAUUAACGGCUCGUGGGACCCUGAAGACGGCCCUCCUGCUUCCCGUGCCAGAGGCCUGGGAGAAGAGGUGCUCUAUGAUAACGCAGUCCUGUACGAUAACUUGCCGUCUCCGAAAAUCUUUGCGCGCUACCCGCCUGCUGACAGAAAGGCUUCUAGGCCAUCUGCCGACAGACUGUCCUGUAACCAUUACAAAUACCCUCCCUCCUGCACUCAGUCUGCCACUAACACCUCUUCUCUGGGGAGGGCGUCUUCUGUCGGGCUCAGCUCCCAGCUGAAGGGUAAAAAGCCCCCGGCAGCCUCCAGUGGGGCCCCGGGGAAGGGGAAGACUCCAAGCAGUCAGCAAAAACAAGCCGAUUCGGCAUCCAGCGUGAAACGCACGCCUUCAAAUGCUGACCAGUACAAAUAUGGCAAGAACCGGGUCGAAGCCGACGCCAAGCUGUUGCAGAGCAAGCAAGAGGAGCUGCUGAAGAGGAAGGAGACCCUGCGGAACAGGCUGGCCCAGCUCCGGAAGGAGAGGAAGGACUUGAGGGCCGCCAUCGAAGUGAAUGCUGGCAGGAAGCCGCAGGCGGUUCUGGAAGGCAAGCUGAAGCGGCUGGAGGAGGAGUGUAAGCAGAAGGAGGCCGAGCGCGUCAACCUGGAGCUGGAACUCACGGAGGUCAAGGAGAGCCUGAAGAAGGCCCUGGCCGGCGGGGUCACCCUGGGCCUGGCCAUCGAGCCCCGAUCAGGGACGUCGAGCCCACAGUCUCCAGUUUUUAGGCAUCGGACUCUGGAGAGCUCACCCAUGUCCAGCUGCGAGACCAGCGAUGCCGAGGGCCCGGUGCCGGUGAACAGCGCGGCCGUGCUACGGAAGAGCCAGCCUACCGGGAGCUCCCCCUGCCGCGGGCACGUGCUGCGGAAGGCCAAGGAAUGGGAGCUGAAGAACGGGACGUAGAGCACGGCAGGACGCGCCCGCGUGGCCGCGGCACAGGACGCGAGGGUUUGUGACCGAGCUCCGACGCCAGCGCCCACGCCCGCCCGCGCGCACUCUCGCUACUGUUCACGUCCCCCUUAAAGAGACUUCCUGGUAACACUUUGGCUUCCGCCUCCACUUGCCAAAGAGCAGAGAGGACGGGAAGGAGCCCCGUGGCGAAUGGGGAGCUGCACCCCUUUCCCGGGUUCCGGGAGCGCCGGCCCCGCAGCACCCCCGGGCCCAGACCCGGGCCCUCGCGGGUGAGCGCGGCCGGCGUGGGCAGCGGCACCGCCCUGCCCAUCUGCCCAGAGGCCGGGGUCUCCGCGUCCCUCCCCACGUGCCCGUCCCCCUCGUCACUGGAGGCGGGCACGUGAUGCACCUGUGCUGUGAAGCGUCUUUCCCCUUUUACCGUCUUUUUUCUGGACAAAGGCUUUUGUCACCGUGACGUGAAAAGCUGCCAUUCUUUUUAAACCUUAAAAAAAUUCUCCUUUUAUCAUGUGUUGCACUUAGCUCUAAGGGUUCUUCAGAGGUUCUGUACCAUAUUUUAUUAAUUAUUUGUACUGCUUUUGAAAGGCAGCGGAACGUCUCUGCUGCUCACCAAUGUGUGUCCUUGUCCCCUUCCCCGCUGUCCCCGACCCUGCCUGCCACUCAGAGCCCGCAGGUGCCUCGAGGGAUUACAAUGAAACCUCCACUUACAGACGGGCCAGUCCCGUGAGAGAAGCAGGUUCUGGAAGCCGCCCGGCCACAGAACCAGAGCAUCCUGGUGCAGGACGAGAGCACGGCCCUGCCUCCCGCACGCAGACCCGGAGCGCAGGGGCACUGGGCUGCUCCCAGGCCCGUGGGCCGGGGUCGGGUCCCUGCACCCGUGUGGCGUUUCUCAGAGCCAGGUAAUCUGCUGUGUCUCCAGAGGGACCCUCUCAGGAAUCCUCAGUAACGGGGGGUGCAGCUACUGAUGUAAUAAAAGUGGUCACCCCAGGACCCCUCUGCAGACAGAUUCGGGGGCACGCGUCACACACGCGUGGAGGUUGUUUCCUGCACCAUGUGGAGCCACAGCGGAGCAAGGCUUCCAUCCGCCGCAGGUUCCCCACCAAAUACGGGAACCGCAGACAAGAAGCGGUCUGCCCCGCUUUUCCCCCAGGCGCCCGCAUAGCCUGUCCUGGGCUCCGCCACGGCUCCCACCGCCCUUUCUUCUUAGGGGUCCUGAGGCUGCCUGUGACCUUAGCGAGACAGUUUACAGCAGGGAGUGUGAGCUGUGGAGCUGGGCCCGAGCGGAGACAGCUGUCUCCUGGCCUGUCCCUCAGGGCCCCCGUCACCCGUUAGCAGGUGGAGACCUAUCUCCCCAGCACCCAGCCCAUUCGACCCCCUGGGACAUCGAGGGGGAAUGCCCCCAAGACCUCAGGGCCCAUCUUCCCAGCACUGCUGUCGUCCGUGUGGGAAGCUGGACCGCCUUGCCUUCCUUCUAUGAAACUGAUUUUCUGUAAAAGCAAAAGGUUUGAUCCACCGUAGAUUUUUGCUGCCUUCCGGUCCAGUAAAAUUUCUCAGCGUAAGGCGCUGGGGCCUCUCUGCUUGACAGCCGACUUUGCCCGAGACAGCUGCCAGGUUAGGGCCAUCAGGAGGGAAAGUGUGCAGCCUGUGCGCCCGACCAUGGACAGCAGCACAGCCAGGGAGACCCCAGGCGGUGCUAACCCUCAUCCCCAUGAGUUUGCCCGAGGACACAACCCGUUGGAGCCAGAGCCCGGACUAGGACUCGGACCCUGGUCCUCACGCUCCUGACGUACAAAACUGGUGUCUAAAACGCCAGGUUUUAAAUUCGCUUUCACAGCCACGAACCCUUUAAAGGGGCCAACAGGCUCAGGUGGGUCCUGCGUCCCGCGGAGCCACUUGUGGGGGUCGCGCGGAGAGCAAGUCUGCUGACAUUGGGCUCCUUUGCUGUGCGUUCCCCUCAAUGUCUUUAGAUUUGGUCAGAAAGUUAGGUGAAGGGAUUUGCUUCAAAUUAAGUUAUUUAUUUGUAUAUGUUCAAUAAAUAGAGUUUUUAAUUUAUGUCUGUAUAUAUUAGACACACAUUAGCCAUCUUGUCAGAAUCCUGACAGCGAUGUCAUUUUACCACCUUCCCCAAGCACCCCAGGGCUCGGGCCCUGCCCGGCGAGGUGACCUGUGCAGCGGGCUGAGGGUCCCUCGCUGCGUGGGUGCCAGUCACGUCCCACUGGAGACGUCACCCGAGCCGUAACAGACGGUCCCGUUCAUGGAGUGAUGGCCAGACCAUGACGGGGCCCUGACCCAAAGUGGGAGGCACGCGGGGGGCUCGCAGAUGGGGCCAGCUCUGCGGGUGACGGGCCACUUCCAUUAGCAGCACUUGAAGCCACACCAUCAGUCUCCAGGCGCUGCCUCUGGUCACAUGUCAUCAUCCACCUUCAAAAUCCCCUCCCGCCUUCUGUGUUUGUAACGUUUGAAAGUCACCCAGCAGCCUUUUGCACAGAAGCAAAUGGUCACCUCAGUGUGGUCACAGGUGGGCAGAAAUUGGUCACCUGGUGUGGGCACAGGUGGGAAGGUCACUUUUCCUUUGUUCAGAGUCUGUAGAGGGUUGGGCAAGGCCCUGCAAGCUGGCCACACCCUUGCCGGGCGUCCGGACGGUUCCACCACGGUAACCAGUGUGGGUCUGGGGAGCGGCCCAGAUGGCCGUGGAGCUUUCUGGAGUCUUCUCUGGGUGACCCUUCACGCCGUGGUGUGAACCCGUCCUGCCCCCCCUCCGCCAUCCCGUUCAUCCGCACACCUCUGUGUUGCCAAGCCUGAUCUCCCCCGCAUGCGUUUCAACAAACUACCCGAAUGGUUUGCGGAUUUACCUUUUGUCGAGUCUGUUUGGAGCGGUCUGUGCCCUCAGGCCUGAAGGCCGCGCCCAGGAAGGAGACUCAGACUUGUUCACUCACAGCCACAGUCUGGAACCUGUGUGCAGCUUUGCAAGGGGAUCAACCUGGGGGCAGCAUGGGUGUCUCGGGCAGGACCCAUUUGUCUGUGGUCACAUCUUUUCUGUCCAGAAGGGAAUGGCGACCGUCCCCGCGUGCCCUCUGGCUGGAAGCCUCAUCUUGGCCACACACCUGGCCGUGCACUCGGUCUGCUGGCCGAGGCGUGUGACAGGACCGCCGAGGGGCAAGGCGGCAUCGCUCACAUGGCCCACUGUGGCUGCCCUCUUUUUUUUUUCUUUCUAAGAUAAUUUUUUAAUGGGAAAAAUUUUAAGUCUGUCGUGUCGUUUUAAAGAGCGCAAUUACUCUUUGUUCCUGUUGUCAUUGCUGGCUGCUGUCCCCGUGGAGGGCCGGGUUGAUACUGUGAAGACGUGACGGUGAACGACACUGCGUGCCCAGAGGCGGGCUCAGCCUCUCCCACGAGCGCCCCCAGGCGGCGUGUCCGGGGUGAAGGCAGGUGGCUGCGCCCCAGGGGUCGCCGGGCUCCCUCGAUUCUGCCGCCCCAUCUUUUGUGAAACAGUUCCAGCUGUGAUCUUCCAGAAAAAGUCCCCUUUCCUGCAGCGGGCACGUGUCCCCAGGCGUUCCGAGCUGUCGCCAUGGAAGGUGUUUUCAACAUGGGAUCGUCAGAUCGUGAUUCUUAGGGACCAAAGGUGUUUUUAAUGAAAUAAUCUUUGUAUUUGAUUUCUAGUGAGGAGGAAAGCAGUGACUUUAAAUUUUAACACCAACUUUUGCAUUCUAUUUAGCAUUAAUUGACCACGGCUAUAAGUUGUAAAAUGUUUUCAUAUUAAGAUUGUAAUUAUUUCCUACUGUAUUUAAAAGAAAAAAAAACUAAAGUCAUAUUUAAAAUUCUCUUUGAAAAAAACAAACUAGAAGCAUCAAAGAUUUUUUUUUAAUUAAAUAUGUCACCGGUGCCCAUUUUAAAUGAUUGUAAAUAGAUUUUCACUGUAUUUCUCAAUGUAUUUAAUUCAUGAAGUAAGAACUUUUAUCAGUGGAAACUGCCAAUGGAGAUACCAGUUUUCAGGCCGUUUGCUCCAUAUUGUAGUAAAUCACUUGAAUUUUCUGCUUUACUAACUGAUUUUUCUACUGUUUUACACGGUGUAGCACACGGACUGGCGCCCUCCGGCGUGCCUCAUUUGUGUGUUAUCAAUAAAGCGGUACGUGUCCA
Acinonyx jubatus (cheetah) is the source of this 7152-nucleotide messenger RNA. RefSeq names its product actin filament associated protein 1 (gene AFAP1). NCBI's taxonomy places the organism in Eukaryota, Metazoa, Chordata, Mammalia, Carnivora, Felidae. The transcript is spliced from 20 exons. Gene Ontology annotation, molecular function: SH2 domain binding; SH3 domain binding. Gene Ontology annotation, cellular component: cytosol. Bases 532 to 3012 code for a protein of 826 amino acids. The record is from RefSeq and is a predicted model, not a curated record.